AUGGGUGGGGUAUGUGCUCGACGGGCCCAAUGGGCUCCAAUCCAGGAACCAGGGCUAGAGGAGGCCUUUCGUCGAGACUUCCCCAAAGAGUGGGCUGCAGUGAGCACGACGGAUGGCCAGAGGAUCCAGGCGCGGGCCUUGCAGAGCCAGUUGCGGUUGCAGGGCUUGAGCGAGGCUUGCGCAGCACAUCCUCAUGGAGAACUUCAUUUCUACAUGGUGUAUUUGCGAGGGGAUGAUGGAGGGCUGGAAGUGCUCCCCUCAAAAAUUCCUGAUGCUGGAAGCGGUCUCUUCGCUACAAGAACUUUCGCUGCGGGAGAGUUGGUUUGUGUUUACAGAGGCAAAGCUGUGCCAUUGGCACAGGUGCUGCGUGGAAAUGUGACAGACAAGGACUAUUUGAUGGGUGGCUUUGGAUUGUACAGUGUUGAUGCUGCAGACUAUCCAGAGGUGUUAGCUCGCUACAUCAAUGAUCAUGCAGACCCUUCGAAGCACAAUGUCAAGUUCCUAAAGCUGAAGAGGGAGCGUCGAGCAUUGGCCGUCGCUCUUCGGCAGAUCAACUGUGGAGAAGAGAUCUACGCUUUUUAUGGCGAAGGCUAUUGGAGAGCCCGCCAUUUGAAUGCCUCUUGUGGUUCCGGCUUGGGCCCUGAAAACCGUAACCAGUUGCUGUCCCUUUGGAUUCUUGUCAGCUGUGAACCACAGGAUUUGUCUGCUGCAGAGCUGGAGGCUCUACUCAGCGAGCUGCUGGGGAAGUACAAAGAUGCCACGUUUCAGCGAUCCCUGCGGGAGGCUUAUGAUAGCUGUGCUCUGAAGAAGAUUGGCCUACAAGCUGCUUUGGGGCCACUGGUUCUCUCCGUGCAGAAGCCUGUGCUCGAGAAGUAUGGUUUGCCCGCCAAUGCGCAGGGAGUGGACCUCAUGAAGCAUGCGGUGCAAAGACGUAUUUGUGAAGGCUCUGACAAAUUGGAGGACUUGGCAAACAAAGCCCGGCAGGCCCUUGGGAUUGAGCAGCUGCCAAAGCGCCAUGCCACAGCUGAAGAGCAGCUGCAGCGCGGGGCCGACGACACGGCAGCAAAGUUUUCCGGUGACGGGCAAUUGCAGCUCUUGCAGCAGUGUGCUCAGAUGCUCCAGCAAGCCACAUCGAAAGGCAGCAUCCCCUCGUCUUCAGCAGAGUUCCUGCAAGAGCUCCUGACAGGAGAAACGGUGCCUGUGGUUCCCGCGGUGCCUUCCAUUUUGUGCUUAUUCAGGAUGGCCCAGCUCGGGAUUCACGCGGAUUUGCUUCGGGGCCUGGAUGUGCCCAGUGAAGUCCAAGUUUUGCAUGAGUUGCCUUCUGCUGAAGCCUUCUUCACUCGUUAUGUUUUGACAGGGACACCUGUGGUCAUAAGGGGGGCCUUCCCCCCUGAGCGCUUUCAGCCUGCAGCAACGCUGCCGGACUUCACCUUUUUGAGGAGAAAGUGUAGCCACCGGCGGGUGCUGGUGAAGAGCCUGGGCUUUCAGGACGGUGCUGGCCGCCUGCAAUUCAUGACAGACCCGGAAUUGAAGUUGCCCUUUUCUGCCUACUUGGAUGCUGUGGAAGCCUGUGAGCGAGGCGAGAGUCCCAUGCCCUACUACUUGGGGAAGGUUCCGUUACGCGCUGAGCUGCCUGAGCUGGCUGAGGAGGUGAAUGCGGCCAAAACGAGCCCGCAACAGGAGUACAGCAGCUGUUUUGGUGACUUGCUGCCGGAGGGCGUUUUCACCUACUUUGGCUGUGGACGAAACACUACAUCAGUUCACUAUGAUGCUCAUGAGAAUCUGAUGGUGUGCCUGUGCGGUCGAAAGCGUGUGUGGCUCUACCCUCCAGGGGAUGCCAGGUUUGUGUAUCCUAUCUCGAAGGACCGGGGUGCCAGCAUGGACUUUAGCCGCUCCUCCAUUUUGCCAUUUCGGAGUUUCCAGGAGCUUGGGUCUGAAGAUCAGGCGCGAUAUCCGUUGCUGCAGCGAGCCGCUGGUCCACUGGAGGUUUGCGUCGAGAAGGGAGACCUCUUCUACUUACCAAGCGGAUGGUGGCAUUGUGUGGAAGGCUCUGAGGAUCGGAACAUCAUCCUCAAUUGGUGGUUUGCUAUGCACCCAGAGAAGAAGCAGCAAGCCUUCCAAGGGGCGAAGGGUGAGAAGGCUUUAAGUCAGCGCGAGUGCCCAGUGACAGCCUUGUGGUUGAGCCGAAGUGCCAUGACGGCAGAGAAAAAAGUGGCCUUGACUUGUAGAUGUAUCCCAACAGGCGUUUGCAAGAUCGAUGAGGCCUUCUUCAUUUGUGGCGUGGAUGCCCUGACAGACGAGAAACACCUCAGACGACUAGGCAUCAAGUGCAUCCUCAACGCUGCGCAGGACAGGUUGUACAGUGGCAUAGGGGUUAAACCUGGAGAGACAAAGUUGGAAGACCUGCCAAAGAAAUUCGAUGUGAAGAUCAUCGGUGCCGAUGAUUGUGAAGAAUGCAAUCUCAGUGUGCACUUCCAAGAGAUUGCUGACUUCAUCGAGGCUGGCAGAGGCAAAGGUGGUGUUGCGGUGCAUUGCGCUGCUGGCGUUUCACGUGCCUCCACAUCUUGCAUAGCGUAUCUCAUGAUGAAAGAGCACUGGACUUUGGAAGCUGCCUUUCGGAAGGUGCAUGCCGUGAGGAACAUCAUCCAUCCGAACUGCGGCUUUUGGCGACAGCUUCGCGACCUGGAGGCCUCCCUGAUAGCUUCGGGCAUUGCCCUUCGCUCUUUACCUGAAGAUUGGCAGCCGCCAAAGCAGCAGCUGCGGCCAGAUGAGGAGGAGGGCAAGUUCUCAGCAACAGAGGCGGAGACCGCAGAGAUCUUGGCAUCAUUGGACCAUGAGGUCACAACCGUGGAAUCUUUUGUGACUCACUACUUGACUGCAAAGAUCGUCCCAGAGGGCGUGAAAGCCAUCGACCUUAUGAAGGCGGUGUUGAAGUUGGACACUCCUGGGGUGAGCAUCAGGGAUUGCGAAUGCGAGGAUGAGGCACGACAUGGUGGAGAUGACAUAUCCAAAGACAGAAGCGCAGGAAGUGCCAUUGAGCCGGUAUCUGAAGACUUGGGGGCGCUCUGUGACUCUCUGGGAUCAAGCGUGCCUCAGCAUUCUUCAGACUGGGGACGCGACGCGCAUCAUGGCGCGGAAGAAGGUACGAGUGACCCGCUCUUCGGCUGCACAUGUGAACAGAUGCUACGGCUGGACCCCUUGGAUCCCUUUGGCCCAUGUGCAUAG
Cladocopium goreaui is the source of this 3225-nucleotide messenger RNA. NCBI's taxonomy places the organism in Eukaryota, Dinophyceae, Suessiales, Symbiodiniaceae. The record is from the annotation of a GenBank genome assembly.